ACUAACUUUUGGGUUUAUUUUCUCCCCUUUCAUAACAAAAAUCUCCAUAUCGUCAUUUCUGAAUUCAGCAUAUUCCUUGUCCCCAGCGUCCCUCAACUCGGAACAAACAGAAACACACACCCAGGAAGAGAGAGAAAAACGAGAGAAAAAAUGGGUGAUCACAUAGCACGAGGAGAAGACUUCGAGAAGAAAGCCGAGAAGAAACUCACUGGUUGGGGUAUAUUUGGCAACAAGCACGAAGAUGCCGCUGAAUUGUAUGAAAAAGCCGCUAAUUCUUACAAGCUCGGCAAAUCCUGGGAGCAAGCUGGUGCUGCCUACCUUAAGUUGGCAAAUUGUUAUUUGAAGGUUGAUAGCAGACAUGAAGCUGCUAAUGCUUAUGCUGAAGCAGGCCAUGCUUACAAGAAGACCUCGUCCAAGGAGGCGGUAUCUUGCUUGGACCAAGCAGUGAAUAGUUUCCUUGAAAUCGGAAGGCUUAAUAUGGCUGCUAGAUAUUGUAAGGAAAUUGCUGAAAUAAAUGAGAGUGAUGGCAAUUUGGAGCAAGCAAUUGCCUGGUAUGAAAAAGCUUCGGAUCUUUUCCAAAGUGAAGAGGUGACGACCUCUGCAAAUCAGUGCAGACAGAAAGUUGCACAAUUUGCUGCACAGUUGGAACAGUAUCCAAAGUCGAUUGAGAUUUAUGAAGAUAUAGCGCGGCAUUCUGUUAGUAAUUCAUUGUUGAAAUAUGGUGUUAAAGGUCACCUUCUUAAUGCUGGUCUUUGCCACCUCUGCAAGGGUGAUGUUGUGUCAAUAACCAAUGCGUUGGACAAAUAUCAGGAUCUGGAUCCUACUUUUGUCGGAACCCGUGAAUACAAAUUUCUUUCUGACUUGGCCACUGCAGUGGACGAGCAGGAUGUUGCCAAAUUUACCGACAUUGUAAAAGAGUUUGAUAGCAUGACCCCACUGGACGCGAUGAAAACAACCCUUCUUCUAAGAGUGAAGGAAAAACUGAAGGCCCAAGAUAACGAUGACGAUGAUCUGACUUAAGUUAGUUUAUGUGCUUUCAACUUUUAAAUUGUUCCUUUUGGAUAAGAGUGCUGCGUCUAUGUACAAAUGAUCUCGAUACAUUCUAAGCAUUGACUGGCCUAUGGGCAUGUUUUCACGUUGGAGAAAUGUGUUAAUUUGAUAUUUUCUGAUUGUGUUUUUAGGCUGAGACAUAGUAGCGGAUGAUCCUUGGUUUUUAUGUAAUGUUUUACUCCCACAUUAUUGGUUGUCAUUUAUUGAAAGUUGAUGAUUCAUAA
Amaranthus tricolor (Joseph's coat) is the source of this 1274-nucleotide messenger RNA. Its product is annotated as alpha-soluble NSF attachment protein 2. Gene Ontology annotation, molecular function: syntaxin binding; soluble NSF attachment protein activity. Bases 151 to 1020 code for a protein of 289 amino acids. Gene Ontology annotation, biological process: intracellular protein transport; SNARE complex disassembly. The transcript has 9 exons. The record is from RefSeq and is a predicted model, not a curated record. NCBI's taxonomy places the organism in Eukaryota, Viridiplantae, Streptophyta, Magnoliopsida, Caryophyllales, Amaranthaceae. Gene Ontology annotation, cellular component: vacuolar membrane; SNARE complex.